Hemiscyllium ocellatum (epaulette shark) is the source of this 2095-nucleotide messenger RNA. It is a transcript of the gene ddias, whose product is annotated as DNA damage-induced apoptosis suppressor. Bases 130 to 2091 code for a protein of 653 amino acids. Gene Ontology annotation, cellular component: nucleus; cytoplasm. The transcript has 5 exons. Lineage: Eukaryota; Metazoa; Chordata; Chondrichthyes; Orectolobiformes; Hemiscylliidae. The record is from RefSeq and is a predicted model, not a curated record. Gene Ontology annotation, biological process: negative regulation of intrinsic apoptotic signaling pathway in response to DNA damage.
UCUAAAACCCAGUGAUGUUUAAGAGUCAUCCACCGAGAGUGCCAGUCGGUGUUGAUAUACACAAACUCUUUAUGUUGGACGUACAACCAUACCCGACAAUGUAACAUUUAUCUUAAACCAGGGAACCACAUGAAUAUGAAGAGAUCGUUCAUUGUUGCUUCAAUAUUAUGUCUUCAUGAUACUUGUUUUCUGUAUCCAGCUUGUUAUGAAUGUGGAUCCCGGCUGCUUUUAAAUCUUGGGAGGUAUCAUUGCCUAAAACAUGGUUACGUGUCCACAGCACAGGAAACGCAUUACAGAUACAGGCUUUCUGUCAAAGUUGCCAGAAAAAAUGACAUAUUUAAUAUUACUGUCUUUGGGAGUUGCCUUGAACCCUAUUUUGGAGAAACAGCAGAAUGCCUACAGAGAUACUGUGAAGGUUUGAAGAAGGAAUUACAAGAGCAGAAAGAAAAAAAAAAUCAGGAUUUGCUUGUCCAAGCUGUGGAACACUGUUUUAUUGGAAGGAGCUUUAUCUUUGGAGUGAAGGCAUCUGAAUUUCUGCCUAGUAUGUGGUCACCAUCUUUGAGUCCCUUACAAGCUCCCAUCAGCAUGAAAAAAUAUGAAAAACACCUAGUGGCCUGCCAGAUUGCAGUACCAAACACUGCAAUCUAUGGAUGUACUGUUAUCAAUUAUUAUAAGCAGCUCUUAGAUUUAGACAAUCUCCAAGAUUGUUCUCCCAGUUCAAUGCUAUCUGAUAGUCCUUUCAAUACUGUUGAUCAGUCCAGUGCCAUGAUCAAGAGCUCCACAAGCUUGUUGUCAGGCAACACUCAGUCCUUCACCGAGUUAAAUGAUGCUAACCGAUUAUCGAAUCCUUGGCAACAGGAUUUUGCCCUUGUUUUAUCCUCAGGUGACUGUGUUGCAGUUGAAGAUCUUUCAACAGCAGACACUAGAAGAGUUCUUUCAAAGUAUAGCCCCUCCCACCAUGCAGCAGAAAAAUGCCAGAAUAGAAAAUGUAAUACAAGUACAUUGUUGCAUUUUCCAAAUUCAGAUUUUCAAAGUAGUAGUGAUAUCAAUCAAUAUAGCCCAACUGCAAUGGUGAGUCUCCCGUUGCCUAAUGAUGAUUGUAUGCAUCAAUAUUGUCAUACAAUCUUUGAGUUACAGAAAGACUCCGUCAAUUCGAGCUUUAAUAAGCAAAGAUAUUGUCUGCAAAACUCUAGAGACUCUUUGUCAAAUGGCAAAGAUUGUGAUGAGAACCAGUCUAUUGAUAAAUCUUAUAAUUUAUCAGAGGACAGCAUGGAUCACAUUGACCCCAUGUUGUGGGAUGACUUGCUGUUUUCUGAAAGUCUCGAUGAAUUUAUAGCAAAGGUAGAAGCUGAUCAGCAGAGAUGCAAUGAAGAAGUUGCUGUUGACUGUUCCAUACAUUCCUGCAGUUUGAAAAAAUUGAAAACUGAUGACCUUCUGAAUAGAACUCGAGGGCAAAGUCCAAGAUGCAAGAAAGUGUGUACAAAUUCUACUAACUGUAAUUUAAAAAGACCUAGGGAAUUUGGAACUAAAGAAAGCCCUUGUGUUGACUUAAAGAAUCCAAAGGGUCUUCUAAAUAGGGCUGUAGAUGUCUUCAAAAGUGACAUCACACGCAAGGAGAACUCUCUAGCAACUGCACCACCAAUGCUGCCAGUUGAUGACUCUAUUCCCAGUGGUACGUACCCUCCCACUCAGGACGCAGUUCUGCAGAUUUAUAGUACAAUUGUGAACCCAGUAAACAUAAGUAAUUGCAGCACCAAAUGUGUUCGAACAUGUGAAUCAAAGCUGCACAACCUCGAGGAGGAGCCACAGGACGAAUGCUCAAAGUUUCCAUCUGAGCAUAAAGCUACUCAAGUUAACAAGCUGGCAGAUCCCUUUUACAUUGCAAAUGAAUCUGAUUUACUGAAUAAUAUUGGUUUUCAAACUUGUUUGCCUUCUGGAAAACAAAUUCUAAAAAUGAAGAAAAGCAUUGACCGUGAGUUUCAAGACUCAAUGUGCAUUAAAGGACACUACAUAGGUAAAUAUGAUAUUAAACCUGUAAGCAUAUCUCAACUGUCAUCUGGUUCUACCUUCUAUAAAAACACCUCUUUCUAGAAUA